Molecule: messenger RNA, 1182 nt
Organism: Archocentrus centrarchus (flier cichlid)
Lineage: Eukaryota; Metazoa; Chordata; Actinopteri; Cichliformes; Cichlidae
Gene: gdf7
Product: growth differentiation factor 7
Exons: 2
Coding region: 1-1182 (393 amino acids)
Cellular component (GO): extracellular region
Molecular function (GO): cytokine activity; growth factor activity
Source: RefSeq, a predicted model, not a curated record
AUGGAUUUGCCCGCAUUGUCUCUGCUUUGCUUUGCUUUCUGUGUCGGGAUGGAGUGGACUGGUACUCUGCAGUCCGGCUCACCGCAGGGCGCUGGCCCAAACAUGAAGAGGAAUGAUGGCUCGAUCAGUGGCAGGGUGGUUCUCCAUGACUACAUGCUGUUUUUGUACCAUACACUGUCCAGAGUUCAAAUGAGAGACUUCAAUGUUUCAGGUGGAGCAGGAUUUGCAAACACAGUUACGAGUUUUGUGGACCAAGGACGAGAUCUUUCAUCUCGGGGUCAGCGUUACAUCUUCGACUUGUCCAGCCUGGCCAGGAUGGAAGAGCUGGUGGAGGCUGAGCUAAGAAUCCUCAGGAAGCCUCCAGCAGACCUUCUGACUGCCCUAACAAGUGGAGGAAACCUUUACAACAUCCGCCUGUACUCCUGUUCUUCAGAGACACAGCUACUGGACUCCAGAUCUAUCGAGGUUUUGGAUGGUGGUCUUCCCAGGUGGGAGGUAUUUAAUGUGUGGUCCAGUAUGAAGGCUCAUCUGAGGAAUACCUCAGAGCCACCACAGGCCUGUUUCCACCUCCUGGCCUUCUCUGAACUGACCAACGAAGUGGCUGCCCCGCUGGUCCUGGGGCUGGGUCGCACCACUCGCCUGCCACAGGAGAAAGCUUUGUUGGUGGCUUUCUGGCAUACUGACACCACAGACGAUCUGUUCAGAGAGAUAAUGGACAAGAUGCAGAGUGAGGGAGGUGGAUUUAGACUUCUGAAGCCUCCUAAACCUAUUCUAAAACAGCAAAAGAACCGUAGGCAUCAACAAAGAGCUCCAUCCAAACGGUCCCUUGGUGGGGUGGGGAGAGGUGGUAAAACUGGCCGCAGGAGGAACCGCUGCAGCCGGAAAUCUCUGCAUGUGAACUUCAAAGAUCUGGGCUGGGACGACUGGGUCAUCGCCCCGCUGGACUACGAGGCAUACCGCUGUGACGGCAUUUGCGACUUCCCCCUGCGUGCCCACCUGGAGCCCACCAACCAUGCUGUCAUCCAGACCCUCUUAAACUCCAUUGACCCUGAUAUCACCCCACCCAGCUGCUGCAUACCCUCCAGGCUCAGCCCCAUCAGCAUCCUCUACAUCGACUCAGGCAGCAACGUGGUCUACAAGCAGUACGAGAACAUGGUGGUGGAGAGCUGUGGGUGCCGGUAG